AUGGCAAUAGCUAAUAAUAUGGUGUCAGUUUCUAUUCCCGAGGGGAAAGUGAAUAAUAUUUCAGGAAAUAUGAACGUGGCUUCUAAUAGAUUGGAAAUUAUUCACUAUUCAACACCUGCAAUAUCAACAUCUCUACACUCAUUUGUGACUGCUGGAGUCUUAGCAACAACUCUAGCUGCUGCAACUCUUUCACUUUCCUCCACAAAUCUCGGAGCAAUCGCGAGUAAUACUUACAUUGCUUCCGAUGCAUCAAAAAAUCUACAUGGAAUGAUAGGACUCCUGCAAGUUUUUGUCCUUUCAGACUGGCUAUUAGCUGAUCAAACCAUUGAAUAUUCUGAGACAACAAAAGGUCUUAGGUGGCUCAUACCUCGACAGAAACUUCCCUGGAAAAAGAAUGGCUGUUCAUUUUGGCCUCACAAUGUUUAUUUGGAUCAAGGGAGGCUCCUAAAGAGAUCCUUUAGAGCUUACCGUGACAUUCAGUUCAUUAACCCAUCAAACAUGCCACAAAAGUUACGAUUUCCAUCCGAAAUUGACCCAAACUUCCAUGGAAGGCACAACAUAAGCAAAGAAAAUACUCCUUUUGGACUACCUCUAACUUCAAAUGAAUACUUCACCUUUUUCUUGAGAGGAGAACCAUUAUCUUCUGGUAAUGUUGUCAAAAAAAUGCAGAACUAUAAAGGGUGGCAGGACAUGGAGCUGAACUUGUUCUGGCUUAGCAUAGGAGUUGGUAGUUUGCUAAUGCUUCACUUCGCACUGUUAGUUUUCUUAAGAUGGAGGAUAGGUGCAGCAGCUCAAUGGAUGAUUUCGGUUCCGAGAUUUGAGCUCCUCCUUUUAAUUCUCGCACUGCCUUGUAUAUCUCAGUCUGCUGCAUUUGUAAUAAGAGGUCGUACAAUUGAAGGGAUCAUCACUGGAGCUUUGUUUCUAGCUAUCCCUGCGGCCUUCAUUUUAUCGAUCAGAUAUGUCACUGCAGAGGAGCAAUGGUGUAAGAAAUUGUGGUUCAUUAUUGUGGGAAGACCUGCUUAUGGAAGAUGGUUUUUUAUGGAUGGACUGCCUUCAUCAUUACUUUCUUGCUUUGGCAUUCUAUUUGAGGAUCACAAGGGUCCUCCAAUGUAUAUUUUUGUUGACCAGAAUGACACAAACAUUAUGCAUAGGUGGGUCGGGAGUGGUCAAAAUGGGAUCGGAAGAAUGAGAGCAGUCAGCUCGGAUGACAGACAUGAAGAAACGAAAAUUCCAUUGCCGACGAGGGUCUUAGGCUGUGCUCGAUCCUCCUAUAUCGUUAUUGAUCUUUUAAGAAGAGUCUGCUUGGGAGUGAUUGCUGGAUCCUACUCGACACACAGAUCAAGCCAAAGCCUUUGUGCAUUGAUGGUCACUCUGGUGCAGUUCAUAUGUUUAUUUACUCUCAAACCACACAAAAUGAGGGGAGUUUACAUUGUGGAAAGCAUUUCGCUGUUGAGUGAGGCUGGCAUGUUUGGUCUCUCCAUCAGUAUGAAUAAAUCGAAUUUGAUUAGGGAACAAACAUUGGGAUACCUAUUGCUGGCUCUCCUUUUCCUUUCCUUUGUUUCUCAGCUUGUAAAUGAAUGGUAUGCACUGAUAAAGUGCCUUCUAAAUCUGUCUAAGCCACAAAAAAGUUCUUUUAAACUCGGGUUGAAGUUUGCUGCCAAGGGUCUUCUGUUGCCUUUCCUCCCAAGGAAACCUUGGACAGGAGUCAUACCAAGUUCUUCAAAAGAGAAACCCGUCUUAGUUCCGGGCCUUCCUCAAACCAGGGAAACCGAGUUAGCAAGGAGUGGUCGAAGGGAACUCCAGGUCGGGCAAGUAAGUUCCAUGACUGCAACCAUAGUCCCACUGCUCAGUCCAGGUUCAGGCUUACCAAUUUUUCAAGCUACAGGCACAACUGCAGAGACAGCUCUCGUCGGACAAAAAAUAGAGGAAAGUACAAAGAAUGAUAUGAAGAAACUAAGGGAGAUGGCAAAGGCAAGUUUCUCAGGGAAAUCAAAGGAUGAGGAGAAGCUUAUUUUACAAUCUCUCUUACGAAAUUGUCUCAAAUGUUCCUCAAACCUCAACUUCUAA
Molecule: messenger RNA, 2067 nt
Organism: Hibiscus syriacus
Lineage: Eukaryota; Viridiplantae; Streptophyta; Magnoliopsida; Malvales; Malvaceae
Exons: 7
Coding region: 1-2067 (688 amino acids)
Source: RefSeq, a predicted model, not a curated record